This is a messenger RNA of Dufourea novaeangliae, 1244 nucleotides long. It is a transcript of the gene Dll, whose product is annotated as homeotic protein distal-less-like. Lineage: Eukaryota; Metazoa; Arthropoda; Insecta; Hymenoptera; Halictidae. Gene Ontology annotation, molecular function: DNA-binding transcription factor activity, RNA polymerase II-specific; RNA polymerase II cis-regulatory region sequence-specific DNA binding. Gene Ontology annotation, biological process: regulation of transcription by RNA polymerase II. The record is from RefSeq and is a predicted model, not a curated record.
AUGUCGGGAGGCGGUGGACCAUCUGGAGGCGGUGGAGGCGGCGGUGGUGGCGGUGCGGGCGGAGGUGGCGGUGGUUCCGACAUGGAGCAACAUCUUCAUCACACUGGUUUGGGCUCGGUGACACCUGGACCGCCGGGUGGUAACGGCGGCGAUAGCACGACAUCGAGCACACCGGUCUCCCAGAGCGGGAAAUCAGCUUUCAUCGAGCUGCAACACAACAAUCUGUACAAUCCCGCGAGUUUACGGGGCGGUUACCCCGGUGGACACAAUGUGCCCGGUGCCCAUCAGUUCUCGCAUCAGGUCGGCGCGUUGGGACAUCAAACGUCCGGCCCCGGUAGCGGGAACCAACAACACGCGGAGGCAGGAUUCCCCAGUCCUAGGUCCGCGCUAGCCGGAUAUCCGUUCGCGCCCAUGCAUCAGCACAACGCUUACGGAUAUCACCUGGGAUCGUACGCGCCCCAAUGCCCCUCGCCGCCCAAGGACGGUGAGUACCCCAACUACCUCUCGCCACUCGGCGACAAGGGCGGCAGCCUCGUCGACGAACUGGGCGGCGGCGGCGGUGGCUCGUUGAGAAACGGUAAAGGCAAGAAGAUGAGAAAACCACGGACGAUCUACAGUAGCCUGCAAUUGCAACAGCUCAACAGGCGGUUCCAGAGGACGCAGUACCUCGCGCUACCGGAGAGAGCGGAGCUCGCGGCGAGCCUUGGACUGACGCAGACGCAGGUGAAAAUCUGGUUCCAGAACAGAAGGAGUAAGUACAAGAAGAUGAUGAAGGCGGCGCAGCAAGGCGGACCCGGAGGACCAUCCCCUCAACCGGGACAACCCGGAAGCCUCAUGCAAGGAGGGGGCGGAAGUUCGGUAUCGGGCAGUCCGACGACGGGCUAUCUCGGCGGUAUGGGCGGUGGUGCAGGGGGUCACACCCCCGGCAGUUCGAGCCCCGGAAGCGAGAUGUCGCCUCAGCACAACGAAAGCCCGCCUGCGCCCUCCUGGCCGGGCGAGAUGAAGCACCAUCCGCAUCCGCACGCGCCACCACACACCCACCACCACCCCCACACGCCUGGACACCAUCCACCCCCGCCGCCACCGCCGCCGCAUCACGCGGGUUACAUGCCACAGUACUCCUGGUACCAGGCGGACCCCAAUCCCGGACUACUCACGGUGUGGCCGGCGGUUUAACGAAGAUGUCCCUCGAGCUGUGUGCAGGAGGAACCGUUUCAUCGUAGCACCGCGGCCGUGCCAGCGCC